This is a messenger RNA of Verruconis gallopava, 333 nucleotides long. RefSeq lists its product as uncharacterized. The record is from RefSeq and is a predicted model, not a curated record. The coding region runs from base 1 to 333 and encodes 110 amino acids. NCBI's taxonomy places the organism in Eukaryota, Fungi, Ascomycota, Dothideomycetes, Venturiales, Sympoventuriaceae. The transcript has a single exon.
AUGCAAAGCGUAUCCUCGGUCGCACGCAUCGCAAGGGCAGCUCCGGUCCCAAAUCCUUCCGGCUCAGCAGCGCACGUUCGUCGCCGUCCUUUCCGACCGAGGAUGGCCUUGGAUACAUCAACAAUGUCUCUCGGUUCAAGCGAUGAGGAUUUCGUGAAGCUAUCGGCAAUAGCCUCGUCCCAACCGGUGCCUCGCUUGCGGUUGCGCUUAGCAAAGAAUCGCCUAUCGACGUGUGCAUGGCUGGUAGGCCUCCAAGCAGGUGAACACAGUCAGCAAUUAGGCUCAUUUUGGUUUUAUUAUUCAACCGUAUUGCACGAUAAGCAUGCCGUUUGA